AUGAGUGAAGUGAAAGCCAAAAGACAAACUUCAAGGAAAGGCAAGAAAGCCUGGAGAAAGAAUGUUGAUAUUCAGGACAUAGAACUGAAACUUCAAGAUAUUCGAGAUGAGGAGAUAGUCAAGGAUAGAAAUUUAGAAGAAGAAGAUUUUAUAAUUGAUACCACACCAAGCACCCAAUCUGUGUCGAUAAAAGCGCCAAAGAAACUAAAAACUCAUGAGAUAUUAGCAAAUAAGUCCAAGGUACCAGCAUUGUUAAACAAUAGAACUAAAAACUAUCAUGGUAAAAUUCAAGGUGUGAAAAAGACAGAAAUGUUGAGAUUGAUAAGGAUGCGUGGUGGGAAAUAUAAAGACGAGAAUAUAGAAAUGAACAGGGUUGAACGGGAUGGGUUGAUAAAUGGCGGUAACAAAGGUAAUGAAGAUUUAUGGGGAGACGAAGGUGACUCUGAAGAGCCCAAACGAAAAACACCAAAGUUUAAUAAAUCUACUGCAGAGGUUACCAAAGCAACAACAGUACCAAAAACGUUACGUGAAAAGCCCAUUCAAAUAACUAAGAAUGAACUUAUUGAAAAGGUUGUACAUCCCGGUAAGUCGUAUAAUCCAUCUUUGGAAUCAUGGAAAGAUUUGAUUAAUCAAGAGUAUGGCAUAGAAUACAAAAGAGAGUUGAAUAGACAAGCAAUGGAGGAACAUGAGUCAAGGAUCAGGGAGUUAAUGGUUAUCUUGAAAGAUGAUAUGUUGUCAGACGAUGAUGAUGAUGAAGAUGAAGAUGAUGAAAAUGAAAAUGAAAAUGAAAAUAGACAAGAAGGAGGAGGAGAAAAAGAAGUAGUGGGGUGUGUUGAAGAAAAUUAUUCCUUAUCUGUAAACAAGCCAAACAAACUAAAAAUCAAGACAAGAACAAAGAGAAAUAAAGAAGUUAGGCACAAACAGAGAGUUCAAAUAGAGAUGGAAAUCAAGGAUCUAAAGAAACAGUUGAAGGAUUUAUCCAAUUUGGAUACGAUUUUACAAAAGCAACAAGAAAAGGAAAAACAGGAAGCAAGCAAGACCACGGGACCAUUAUCGAAGAAGCAAAGGAGCGAAAAGAAGAAUAAGCUAUUCAAAUACACUCCAGUCGAAGUGCCUUUAGAAUUGAAACUAUCGGAUGAGUUAACAAGUAAUUUAAAGAACUUGAAACCUGAAGGAAAUUUACUUUACGAUCAAAUGUUGACUCUACAAUCAAGUGGGAAGAUUGAAGCUAGAGUUCCUGUUAACCGUAAGAGGAAAUAUGCUAAGAAGGUGACAGAAAAAUGGACAUACAAGGACUUUAAAUAA
This is a messenger RNA of Lodderomyces oxycetoniae, 1305 nucleotides long. RefSeq lists its product as uncharacterized. Bases 1 to 1305 code for a protein of 434 amino acids. The record is from RefSeq and is a predicted model, not a curated record. NCBI's taxonomy places the organism in Eukaryota, Fungi, Ascomycota, Pichiomycetes, Serinales, Debaryomycetaceae. Gene Ontology annotation, cellular component: nucleolus. The transcript has a single exon. Gene Ontology annotation, biological process: rRNA processing; ribosomal large subunit assembly. Gene Ontology annotation, molecular function: 5S rRNA binding.